AUGGUCUAUACCCCGGCUGUCCUGUUUGGAAAAAAGCUUCCCGUCUUGGGAGAGGAAGAAAGCGUCACGGACAUGAUAGGAACGUACUUUUUUAGGCUCGCGUCGCUGCGUCAAGAGGACAGUUCAGUCCGACGGGGAAGCAUUGAUAGUUUCGACGACACCGGCUGCACUUUAUCCUAUCCCAACAUGGAUGUUUGUUUGGAACAUGAAGCAAAAGCGCUUCAACAAGAUUUGAAGUGCCACAUCGAGAGAUGCUUGAGCGAGGCAAAGGCUUCUGUCCUCCAGUGCAAGGUGUUGCUCCUCCCCUGCCAGAUGACCACCAAAGUCGGUCGGGAUAUACUCCACACCUCCACAGAUGAGCCUUGCGGGCUGCGGGGCGCCUCCAUCAGGGUCUAUGUGGAGACCAAAGACGGCCUCAAGUCUCUGGGGGGCAUUUUCCCUGUCUCCAAUGUCACCCCCACAUUUGAACUCUCUAUCGUGUUCAAGGCAGACAAGAGUGAUUGCUGGCCACCCCUUAAGCGCAUAUUCGAGAGAAAUAAAGUGUUGAAGCUGAGGCCAGAGUACAAGCUGGUGAAACGGAAGCUGUACUCCUCUGCCAGCCCUGUUAUCCACGAGUUCAACUAG
This is a messenger RNA of Nerophis lumbriciformis (worm pipefish), 624 nucleotides long. NCBI's taxonomy places the organism in Eukaryota, Metazoa, Chordata, Actinopteri, Syngnathiformes, Syngnathidae. The record is from RefSeq and is a predicted model, not a curated record.